UUCAAAAUUAAAACUCUCUCUCUUUGGUUUUUCUGUGGGAUUCAGAUAAAUCAUGGAAGAUUAUAACUUGCAGCAGAAUAAUAACAAUCCAUGCAGCUUCCAGGAGAUUAUGGAGCUGUGUUCUGUUACUGUUACUUCGCCGAUUAACGUCGCCGCUCCCUUUUCCGUCUCCGACUCGGUUCCGGUGUGGCGGAGAUCCUUCGCAGCGGAAGAUGAUGAAGCAAGCAGCGGGGCGAAGGCGGAUGGGCAGCGGAGUAAUAAUGCCUUGCCUCCUUUUGGCAGGAUCGGCGCGGGAGGCUCCGGUGACGGUAAGGGGAACGCCACCGAUGGGGGGAAUUCCGACCAGAUCUUGCACGGUCGUAACGCAGACCCUAACAUGGAUCCGAGAAAGCUCAAACGAAUAAUGUCGAAUCGUGUCUCAGCUCAAAAAUCCAGACUGAAAAAGGUUCAAUAUGUAGCGGAUAUGGAAAGGAAGCUUAAGGCUUUGGAGGCACACAUAGCUGUUCUAUCUCCUCAAGUGGAACUGUACAGGAACCAGCAGCAUGUGUUGCAGAUGGAGCAAAAGAGGUUGAACCAGAAGAUAUUGAGUUGCUCAAGGAACAAGCUGUUGAGAGACGCUGAGAUUGAAGAGAACAGAGCUGAAGUGAACAGGCUGAGGGAACUCCACUUGAAGCAGCAAAAUGAAGCCACCGCCGGCUGGGAAACUGCUUUCCAACUGCACCAAUAUCCUGAUGAUCUCCAUCCAUCUCACUUCCACAACAUGGUCUCUCUCCAUCCCAACCAAGCAGACAACGGAGAGAGAACGGGGGGAGGAAAUGGGCCGGGCCGGUUCAACUUAGCAGCCCAUCAUAAAAUGGUCGAGUACAAAUGGAUGCCAACACCUGGGCUUCGUCAAGUUUCCGAGCCCACCUCAAACCAAUUGGGCCGACCAGGAAUGUAAAAGCCCAACUAAAGCCAGUUGACUGGUUACUGGUUGAAUAUGAGAAAUUGAAUUGAGAACUUUAAGGAGAAAAUUGUUAAAAUACAUUUAAAUAUACUUCAAAAUCUGUAACUAGAUUAACAAACUGGCAUGGUAUAUUUCCCAUUAAAAUUGUAACUA
Molecule: messenger RNA, 1099 nt
Organism: Momordica charantia (bitter melon)
Lineage: Eukaryota; Viridiplantae; Streptophyta; Magnoliopsida; Cucurbitales; Cucurbitaceae
Biological process (GO): positive regulation of DNA-templated transcription
Cellular component (GO): nucleus
Molecular function (GO): DNA-binding transcription factor activity; DNA binding
Source: RefSeq, a predicted model, not a curated record